This is a messenger RNA of Phymastichus coffea, 1524 nucleotides long. RefSeq names its product N(6)-adenine-specific methyltransferase METTL4 (gene Mettl4). The record is from RefSeq and is a predicted model, not a curated record. Lineage: Eukaryota; Metazoa; Arthropoda; Insecta; Hymenoptera; Eulophidae. The transcript has 7 exons. Gene Ontology annotation, molecular function: methyltransferase activity. Gene Ontology annotation, cellular component: nucleus; RNA N6-methyladenosine methyltransferase complex. The coding region runs from base 70 to 1272 and encodes 400 amino acids.
AUUAUUCUGCGUUCAAACGAAAAGAUGACCGAUUAUAGCUGCAUUUUACCAUUAAAAUUAUUUUUUUGAAUGAAUUUUAAAUAUACUAUUUAUCAUUCAAAAAUAAGGAUUAUCAUGAGUAUUGUAUUUGAAUCUGAGAACGGAUGGAUAAUAUCUCAUCUUGAUUACUUGCAUAGCAUUUACCAACAAGUUGAAGAUGAUCAAAAACUCAUCAAACUAGAGUUCAAUGAUCAAUUUUUCAAGGUUAAUUCUCAAUAUUUUCAGCACAGUCAAACAAAUGGAUGCAAAGAUAAUGUAAAAAUCAAUAUAAGUUCAAUACAUAAAAGAAACAAGAGAAAAAACAUAUCCACUUUACCUCAAAAUAAGCUAGAACAGAAUAAUUUUGUCAAAGUAACCAGUGAAAAAAUUAUCAAAGCUGCAAGAAAUUUUAAUUUAUUUACAAAUGUAGUCCUAGAAGACAACAAUGAGGAAUCUAGAAGAGUAUCGAAAAAUUUUUACUCUGGUACAUUAGGCCUCAUUUGCAAUUAUCAAGGUUACAAUAAAAAGGAAAAAGCAGUUAUUGCCAAAUUAAAAAAUGAAAAGUAUGUUUUUCCAAGGUGUUGUCAAUUUUUUUGCAAAGAUAUUAAGCAAAUAAGUGAAAAGGUUGAUGUCAUUGGUGAUUAUAAUUUGAUACUCAUGGAUCCACCAUGGUGGAAUAAAUCAAUAAGAAGAAAAAAAAUAAAGUUUGAAAAUAGCAGCUACAAAAUGUUAUACAACGAAGAACUUGCCAAAAUUCCUAUUAAAAAUCUAUUGAAUUCCAAUAGUAUCGUUGCUAUUUGGUGUACAAAUUCUUCCAGUAAUGAGAAAAGUAUUUUAGAAGAAAUAUUUCCAUCUUGGGGUCUAACUUUUCAAGCAAAAUGGUUUUGGUUGAAGAUUACACAAAAUGGUUAUCCUAUCUGCGAUUUUAAUGAUAGCCAUGGUAAACAGCCAUAUGAGCAAAUAAUAUUUGGCUCAACAGCGUCCAACAAAAAUCAGAAUAUACCUGAUAAAAAAAUUUUAAUUAGUAUUCCAAGUGCUGCACAUUCCCAUAAACCUCCUUUAACUGAAGUCUUGAAACCAUAUUUGCCAAGGGAUCCAAAGUGUAUGGAAAUCUUUGCCCGAUACCUUUUACCAGAAUGGACAAGUUGGGGCUUGGAAGUUUUGAAAUUUCAACACUUAUCUCUUUUUUCUUUAGCCCAAUCAGAGAGUAAAAGGGAGGAGAGCAAUGUUGAAUUGAAAUUAAGCAAAAGCUAAAAAUACAGAUGAACGUAUAUUUUGUAAGGUGAUUGUACAUCAUUUAAUAUUAUACUGACACAUGGAGAAUUUGAGUUUUGCAAAAAAAAAUCAUGACAAAAUGGAAUUGCCAUUCUUGUAUGGAGCUCUGUAUCCAUUUGGAUUCAUCGUUUGCCACCUCCAGAAAUCUAUACCUGUAAGAUGGAAAAUGAAGCAAGUAGCGGUUGGCCUCAUGGUUGGUCAAUGAUGAAAAAAAGGAAAUAAUAAAUUUGA